CGCCCCCCCUUGCCUACUUUGUUCGAACUUGUCAGGUAUGAGUCAGGCAACUUAUACAUAAAAUCACCAGACAUUUGCAAGGAAGAGCACGGCAUUUUUUCAGCACUUCCACUUAAGAGCUAGAAGGAAAUAACAUAAUUCGAGAAAUGAUCUGAGAGGUAAUCGUUCCCCAUCUGCUGAAGCAAAAAACAUACUGUUUGGAUCAGCGAAGGUACCUUAGGCAAAAUCUUCACCACUCAAGGACCAUUGUUGGCAGUCUCAUCAGGCGAAGGGAGUCCAAUAGCUCCAAACGCUAUAAUGAGUUCAGGGGCGGGUUUACGCUCUGGGUUCGGGUCAUCUGGCAUGUCUUCGGGGUUUGUGACGGUUGAAGAUAAGAGAGAAGGGAGUCCUGGUACUGUCACCUUUACAAAGGUGUCCAAAACCUACAGUGCCGAUGGAUUUGGGAAUUCAACGAGAGGCUCAACAUCGGCAGUUGCCUCGUCUCCUAUUUUGAAGGAGAGGAAGUUCAUGACCACAAUGGCAGCGAGUCAUUCUGAUGUUUUUGACGGGAGUGCAAGUACAGACUCAUCUCCAGAGUAUUCCAGAAAGGAGUUUGGCUCCUCAAAGGCAAUGUCAGGUUCCACCCCACGGGGGAGAUCUCAGAGUCGAGAGAGUGCGAUCCGAGCCAGGCUUCAAAGCGCUUCUGAUUCAGCAAGUUGGACUGAACUGGAUGACGUGAAGCGUCUGCUGAAAGGAAGUCAGUCUGAGAGCACCAGCACCGGUCAGUCCCCAAACAACUCUUUGCCCAUUCCAAAGAAGGCCAGCGUGGAAACAAGAACCAUAUCUGAGACCACCAGCACCAUUAAGUCUCCAAACAACUCAUUGCCCAUUCCCAAGAAGGCCAGUGUGGAAACUAGAACCAUUUCUGAGAGCACGAGCACCAUUCACCCUCCUAACCACUCGUUUGUCAUACCCAAAAAUACCAGUGGGGACACAAGGAUUGUGUCUGAGAGUAUCAGCACUAUUCAUUCCCCAAACAGCUUGCUGACUAUCCCCAAGAUCACGAGUGUGGAGACCCGGAUGGGGACGGAGAACUCAAAAUCAGGUCUGUUAACAGGCCCAGAUCAGUUUGGUGGUAUUUGGCCUGGAAGUGUUAACAGCAGCUACAGCUUCAAUCCAAACCCCAACAACCUAACCACCACAUCUACCGUUUACCACUCAGGCGGAAGUCGAGGUGGACAAGGAGGUGUCGUAGGGGGUGUUCGCAACAAUAUGGUCCUAAGCUCUCCCCCUGUGCACAGUGGCCUAUCCGUCAGCAGCACCAUGCCAGUGUAUGGUGUUCAGAAUAACCUGAUCAGUACCAAUACCAGCCCUGCUGUCUUCUCUCCAGCUGGAACAAACACUGACACAGUUUAUGGUGUGCAGAAAAAUGUCUCUAGCCCUGCAAUCAGCACAACCAAAGUGCGUCCCCGCAGUCCUUCUAUUGAUGAGCCUUUGGACAAAGAUUUUACAUUUGCGAUGGUAGAAAAGGACAAAACACCUAUCAAGAAGGAGACAGAGCGACUGGUCACGACCAAAGACACUGGCAAACAAUUCGUGUCUACUGCUCCUGCAACUUCUUCAAUGUCUACUGCUGCCUACUCUGAUGAUUCAUUGAUGAGGGAGAAACACAAUUUUUCAAUGAGCACAAUGAAUGAUGAAAGGAAUGCUAAAGCUACCUACUCUGAUGAUUCAUUGAUGAGGGAGAAAUACAAGUUUUCAAUGGGCACAAUGAAUGAUGAAAGGGAUGCCAAAGCUGCCCUUCUGAAAUACGGCUCAAAAGAUAAAACUGGCUGCGCAGACAUAUGCAAUGACGGCUCAUGUUUUGGCCUGAGCCGCUGCUGUCGCUGCAGUUGGUGGAAGUGGCUGCUGGGUAUCCUGCUCGGCCUGCUCCUUCUUCUUGGUCUCCUCUUCGGGCUCAUCGCUUUGAGUGAGGAAGUGAAACGUCUCAAGAAGCGAGUUGAAGCUGUAGAAGCCAUCACCGGCACUACGUCAGCGAGGACAAGUCGUCUCUCCGGCUCCUCUGCCAUCAACAUUGCUGAUCCGCUGGAUUCUAAAUACUCCGACAGGAGUUAUUCUGGUUCCACACUGACUCACUCUGAUAACGGAAUUGGUUUAGGGACUGCAAGAGGGCCUGCAGCACAUGGAUCAGGAGAGGAUUUGCAAAGAACUGUCCAGCAGUUGGUCAGAGCCGAAUUACGCUCUGAUGGUUUAAGAGACUCGCUGAAAGGAGCUAAAGGAGACCCUGGAAUGAAAGGUGAUCCGGGUGUUCUUGGGCUUCAAGGUGAUCCCGGGUUCCCUGGCCUACCAGGUCCUCCUGGACGAGCGGGCAACCCAGGAACAGAAGGGCCCAGGGGUCCAAAGGGAAACACAGGUGAUCCAGGUCCUCAGGGAUUUCCAGGUCAGAAGGGCUUGGACGGGCUGCUGGGCCCUCGCGGAGAAGCAGGGCCUCCAGGUUUUGGCUCAAAAGGAGAGAAAGGCAAUCCGGGACCCGUUGGUGCUCCUGGACAAGUGGGACAGAGAGGUGCUCCUGGUCUCAAGGGUUCCCAGGGUGAUAGUGGAUAUCCAGGACAAAAAGGAACACCAGGCUUACCAGGAACUAAGGGAGGCUUGGGACAGAGGGGACCGAGUGGCCCUGCAGGUGAACCUGGAAAAGAGGGACAAAAGGGCUCUAAGGGAACUGCAGGUGUUCCUGGAAUACCAGGACAGCCUGGUGCAAAAGGUGAAAGGGGUGCAGCUGGUCAAGUCAUUUCUGCAGUUCAUUUGUUUCUAGCUGGCUCCAGUACGGUGGCGAUCCCGGGACCACCAGGACCAACUGGACCUCCAGGUCCCACUGGAGUUCCUGGUUUGUCUGGUCCCAUGGGUCCAAAUGGAAAUCCUGGUCCAAAAGGAGACCGUGGAGAGAAAGGUGACAGAGGUGAGAGAGGAGAAGCUGGCGUCAGCGUCUCAAGAUCAGAAACGAUCAGUUCAACACGAACCGGUACUCUGUCAUCAUCGGCUGGACUUAGAGGCCCACCGGGACCUCCAGGGCCUCCUGGAGCCCCAGGUGCUCCUGGUGAGGGAAGAGAAGGUCCUACUGGGCGUAGAGGUCCACCUGGAGAGCCAGGUAUUGGAGUACCUGGACCUGCAGGGCCAAAAGGAGAGCCUGGCAGCUUUCAACCUUCAUCUGGAACCUUCUUUGCUGGACCUCCAGGACCACCAGGACCUCCUGGACCCCAGGGCCCACAGGGUGAGCGAGGACUCAGAGGUUACCAAGGAGAACCAGGUCAGCCAGGGUUGGCAGGAAUUCCAGGCGGAUCAGGUGGUUCAGGAUUCUCUGGAGUCUCCCUUGGGGGCUCAUCAAGACGAGGAUUACCUGGACCUCCUGGACCACCUGGUCCACCUGGAAGAGGUUGGAGUGCAUCAGGAUCAAGUGAAAUGGGACAGUACAUUGCAGAGUACAUUCAGAGUGGAAACCUUAAGCAGUAUUUGGUGGGGCCUCCGGGACCUCCAGGGCCUCCAGGGGUCUCAGCGGCUUCAGGUGCCGUGAUGGUAGAUGAUGUAGCAAACCGAGUCAUUGCCUACAUGCAGAGUCAGGGCAGAGGAUAUGGCGGAACCUCCGGCUCGCUUGGUCUGGGUGUUCAAAGUGGCUCCAUGUCUGUCGAUGACCUCAUUGCCCUUUUACAGCGAGAAGAGGUGAGAAGGUAUGUUGCUGGUCCACCUGGUCCACCAGGGCCCCCUGGAGCACCAGGUCAAGGAAAUUAUAGAUUUGGCAUGCAGGAAGUGGCUGAACGUGUCAUCAGUUUGAUGAAAGAGAGGGGCAUGGUUGGUGCAUCUGGACAAGGAAAUGGCUUCUCGAGUGCUGUUGGACCCCAGGGGCCACCUGGUGUGCCAGGUCCACCUGGACCUCCUGGAGCAUCAGGAACUGGGAACUACUUGAGCUCAGAUGUUCGUGAAUAUUUGCAAAGUAUUGCCGGUAGAGGUCCUCCAGGUCCACCAGGGCCCCCAGGACCCAUGGGUCCACCUGGGACAAGCACUGAACUUACCUACAUUGGUGGUGCGAAUGGCGAGACUAUCACAUCAGAUAGACGGGAAUAUGUCAGCAGUGGUAGGACAAGAGGAGGUAUGUUUGGCAUUCCUGGUCCACCUGGUCCUCCUGGACCCCCAGGAGAAAAGGGAGAUUCGGGUGUAUCUGGUGGUAGGAAUUGGAACGUGGAUACCGGAGACUACUCCAGUAUGGCUGUGGGAAUCACAGAUUACAUCAAAUCCCAUGGCCUGCUUCGAGAUGUUGUCCAAGGUGGUGCUGUCCAAGGGCCUCCGGGACCUCCCGGUCCUCCUGGAUACAGCCAGUGGUUUGGUUCUCAAGAUAAUGCUGUGGAUAUUGUGGAGUACAUCAAAUCCCAAGGUCUGCUCUAUGACUCUGGAAGAGAUCAAUAUGGCCGUUCUGGGCAAGGACUAAGAGGACCACCUGGACCUCCAGGACCUCCAGGGUCUACCCGUUGGUAUGGUUCUCAAGGAAACGCAACAGAUCUAGUGGAAUACAUAAGAUCUCACGGUGUGUUACGUGACAUCAUCAGAGAGUACAGCAGUCAUAUCCACCAAGGACCUCCAGGACCUCCUGGUCCUUCAGGUCAAAGUCAAGGGUUCGGUUCCAGUGGAAAUUACACACAUCUUGUGGAAUACCUCCAAUCACGUGGUUUAAUUGGUGACAGAAGAUGGAACAACUACGAACACAGUGUUCAAGGGCCACCAGGACUUCCAGGGCCUCCAGGAGCUCCUGGAUACAGCCGAGUGUUUGGCUCCCAAGCAAACGUCACUGAUUUAGUGGAAUUUAUCAGAACAAACGGUGCCAUUGUCGGAGCACCAGGGAGACCAGGACAAAAAGGGGAAAUAGGAUUCCCAGGCCCAAAAGGAGACAGAGGUGACCGUGGAUAUCCAGGGCAACAAGGGCCCAAGGGAGAAAACGGUGACUACUCAGCAGUUUCAAGGAGGUCAAAGAGGCGUACUGUUGUCUGAGCUACAUGACUGUGGAUGAAGGUGGCCUGGCGUGAUGCACAAUUGUUUGUUUUACAAGAGUAAAUGUAUGCAAUAUUUUUUCAUUACUGUAUCUGCUUCGCUAUCAGGGAUGGUAUUGAAAAUGAAUUUUAAACCAAUAGCCGAAACUUUUAUUGUUAAUUCACAAGUGUGACUAGACUUGGACACACGUACAAUCAAACCAACUGCUGUUAUUAUAUUCAGAGUGUGUAUAUAUUUUGUACUUAUGUGCAGUUGAAUGUAGCUCGAAACAAAAUUUUGUGAACCAACUUUACAAAGCUGGGGUUUACUUUUGGGUUUCAGCUUGUGGGAAAAAAUAUAUAUGGCCAUUUUUAAAGAACUCAUAGCAAGACUAAGCACAGCUGUAGUACAGAGGAAACUUUAUUUACAGAAAAAUGAAAAUCUACAUGACGGAGGCCACCUAGAAACUAUACAUUUUUAAAAAUGAAUAAUUUUUUAUGUGAAUUAUUAAAUUGAUAUCACAGCAAAGUCAUAACUACGCAAGACUUAAUUUCACAAUUACAGCUUUAAAUUGUUCUACGAUACAAAAUGAGAGAAGCAAGUAAGUGGCCGGUUUUAUUUACCCGAAAUAUUGCUUAGUUAUGUCAUGUACAAAAAGUGCACAUCUUUCCACUUUGUUUUUGUGCCUUACUAUUAAAUACCUUCAGUAACACUUGAUAGAAAGAUAGCAUGAAAUGAGUUGAUAAUUCAAGAAAUCCUAAACAAGUCAGGCCCCCAUUUUGCUUGAACUUCAUUAGAUGUGAACAUCCUCGCAAACCAAAAACACAAACAAACAUGCAAAGAGCUCAUCUUUUGCUUCUUUUAAUCCAGACAAUUUAUGCAGUGAGGAUGAAUUUAUUACAAAAAAAAAUCUGAUGCAUUGUAGCUCAAAUUAACCUUUCAAAAGCAUUAUGGCUAUUUAAGCAAAUCAGACUCGUGACACCUGCUAAAGAAAUGUUUUUUUGGUGAAGCUGAUUAAGAAAUGACAAACAAUAAUUAAGCUCAUAACUGAAUGCUCUUGUUGAUUAGCAUGUACACGAUAAUAAAAGGAUGGAUCUCGUCAUUGUCCCUGAAUACUGUUCACUUUUACCCAUAACUGGAUAAUGGGAAAAUUCUAACUGUUUUAGUGGAGAAUAAAAUGCUGGUUUAUUACUAAAA
Messenger RNA from Syngnathus typhle (broad-nosed pipefish), 6189 nucleotides. RefSeq names its product collagen alpha-1(XVII) chain-like. The transcript has 51 exons. The record is from RefSeq and is a predicted model, not a curated record. The coding region runs from base 298 to 5013 and encodes 1571 amino acids. NCBI's taxonomy places the organism in Eukaryota, Metazoa, Chordata, Actinopteri, Syngnathiformes, Syngnathidae.